CAAAGUGAGCUCACCCUGGGUCCAAGAAAUGUUCCCAUGCUGUGUCUGACGGCUUUGGCUUUCUGGGUUCAUGGAACUGCUGGACCCAGCACAGCUGGUGAGCUCUGAGUGCCUGUGAGUGGGUGAGAGGGAGAUAGUAAAGGAUAAGAAAGAGAAACGGAGAGAAGAUAGGCGGGGAUUUUUGAGCACUUGGGAUUGGAACUGAGAGAAAGAACUGUUAGCAGGGGGAGAAAGACUGCGACAGUCACAGACAAUGAGAGGAGUCUAGGAAGAUAGGGAGAAAGAAGAAAAGGAAGGAAGGAGAGAGGAAGGAGAGAAGGGGAGUUACAAAAAGAGAUCAAAAGAAAAGAAAAGGACACAGAGAGAGGCUCAGGGAAGACCUCAACAAUCCAAGCUGCCAGUAAUGGGCGCUAAGAGAGUCACUGUCAGAGGUGCCCGGACAAGCCCAAUACACAGAACGUCCAGUUUGACUCCCCUGCUGCUCAUGGGAAUGCUGACCUCAGGCCUGGCCGAGUCGCCAGUCCCCACCUCAGCACCUCAAGGCUUCUGGGCUCUGUCUGAAAACCUGACUGCGGUGGAAGGGACAACAGUUAAGCUAUGGUGCGGUGUCAGGGCCCCUGGCAGUGUGGUGCAGUGGGCUAAGGAUGGGCUGCUUCUGGGUCCAAACCCGAAGAUGCCAGGCUUCCCGAGGUACAGCCUGGAAGGAGAUCGUGCUAAAGGCGAGUUCCACCUGCUUAUUGAAGCCUGUGACCUCAGUGAUGACGCAGAGUAUGAAUGCCAAGUCGGCCGCUCAGAGUUGGGUCCCGAGCUUGUGUCUCCUAAAGUAAUCCUCUCCAUUCUAGUUUCCCCCAAGGUGCUUCUGUUGACCCCCGAGGCAGGAAGCACAGUGACCUGGGUAGCUGGGCAGGAGUAUGUGGUCACCUGUGUGUCUGGAGAUGCAAAACCAGCACCUGACAUCACCUUCAUCCAGAGUGGACGAACUAUAUUGGACGUCUCCUCCAAUGUGAAUGAGGGAUCAGAGGAGAAACUCUGCAUCACAGAGGCCGAAGCCAGGGUGAUACCCCAGAGCUCGGAUAACGGGCAGUUACUGGUCUGUGAGGGUUCCAACCCAGCUUUGGACACUCCCAUAAAGGCUUCAUUCACCAUGAAUAUUCUGUUUCCCCCAGGACCUCCUGUCAUUGAUUGGCCAGGCCUGAAUGAGGGGCAUGUGAGGGCAGGGGAGAACCUGGAGCUGCCCUGCACAGCCAGAGGUGGCAAUCCACCUGCUACCCUGCAGUGGCUGAAGAACGGUAAACCAGUGUCCACAGCCUGGGGCACCGAGCAUGCCCAGGCAGUGGCCCACAGCGUGCUGGUGAUGACUGUACGACCUGAAGACCAUGGAGCUCGGCUCAGCUGUCAGUCCUACAACAGCGUGUCUGCAGGGACCCAGGAGAGAAGCAUCACACUACAGGUCACCUUUCCCCCAAGCGCCAUUACCAUCCUGGGAUCUGUAUCACAAUCGGAGAACAAGAACGUGACCCUUUGCUGCCUGACCAAGUCCAGUCGCCCACGGGUCCUGCUGCGAUGGUGGUUGGGUGGACGGCAGCUGCUGCCCACAGAUGAGACAGUCAUGGAUGGCCUGCAUGGUGGCCACAUCUCCAUGUCCAAUCUCACAUUCUUGGUGCGGAGAGAAGACAAUGGCCUGCCCCUCACCUGUGAAGCCUUCAGUGACGCCUUCAGCAAGGAGACCUUCAAGAAGUCACUCACCUUGAAUGUGAAAUACCCUGCCCAGAAGCUGUGGAUUGAGGGGCCCCCAGAGGGACAGUACAUCCGGACUGGGACUCGGGUGAGGCUGGUAUGCUUGGCCAUCGGAGGCAACCCAGACCCCUCCCUCAUCUGGUUUAAGGAUUCACGUCCGGUGAGCGAGCCCCGGCAGCCCCAGGAGCCCCGGCGUGUGCAGCUGGGCAGUGUGGAGAAGUCCGGGAGCACUUUCUCCCGCGAGCUGGUGUUGAUCAUAGGUCCGCCGGACAACCGAGCCAAGUUCUCCUGCAAGGCGGGUCAGCUCAGUGCGUCUACGCAGCUGGUGGUGCAGUUCCCCCCAACCAACCUGACCAUCCUGGCCAACUCGUCCGCGCUGCGCCCAGGCGACGCCUUGAACUUGACCUGCGUCAGCAUCAGCAGCAACCCCCCAGUCAACUUGUCUUGGGACAAGGAAGGAGAGAGGCUGGAAGAUGUGGCUGCAAAACCCCAGAGUGCACCGUUCAAAGGCUCCGCUGCAUCCAGGAGUGUUUUUCUCAGAGUGUCAUCCCGAGACCACGGUCAACGGGUCACCUGCCGGGCCCACAGCGAGGCACUCCGUGAAACCGUGAGCUCCUUCUACCGCUUCAAUGUGCUGUAUCCUCCAGAAUUCCUGGGGGAGCAAGUCCGGGCAGUGACCGUGGUGGAGCAGGGCCAGGUGCUGCUGCCGGUGUCGGUGUCCGCUAACCCCGCCCCCGAGGCCUUCAACUGGACCUUCCGAGGCUACCGCCUCAGCCCAGCUGGGGGUCCCCGGCACCGUAUCCUGUCUGGAGGGGCUCUGCAGCUGUGGAAUGUGACCCGAGCUGACGAUGGCUUUUAUCAGCUGCACUGCCAGAACUCAGAGGGCACCGCUGAGGCGCUGUUGAAGCUGGACGUGCAUUAUGCUCCCACCAUCCGUGCCCUCCGGGACCCUACUGAGGUGAAUGUUGGGGGUUCUGUGGACAUAGUCUGCACCGUUGACGCCAAUCCCAUCCUCCCAGAGAUGUUCAGCUGGGAGAGACUGGGAGAAGAAGAGGAGGAUCUGAACCUGGACGACAUGGAGAAAGUUUCCAAGGGAUCCACGGGGCGUCUGCGGAUUCGCCAAGCCAAGCUAUCCCAGGCUGGUGCCUACCAGUGCAUCGUGGACAAUGGGGUGGCUCCUGCAGCCAGAGGACUGGUUCGUCUUGUCGUCCGAUUUGCUCCCCAGGUGGAUCAGCCUACUCCCCUAACAAAAGUGGCUGCCGCUGGGGACAGCACCAGCUCAGCCACACUGCACUGCCGUGCCCGGGGUGUCCCCAACAUCGACUUCACUUGGACCAAAAACGGGGUCCCUCUGGAUCUCCAAGACCCCAGGUACACAGAGCACAGGUACCACCAGGGUGUUGUCCACAGCAGCCUCUUGACCAUCGCUAAUGUGUCUGCGGCCCAGGACUAUGCCCUCUUCAAAUGCACGGCCACCAAUGCCCUUGGCUCUGACCACACCAACAUCCAGCUCGUCAGCAUCAGCCGCCCUGACCCUCCACUGGGACUGAAGGUUGUCAGCAUAAGCCCUCACUCGGUGGGGCUGGAGUGGAAGCCUGGCUUUGAUGGGGGUCUGCCUCAGAGGUUCCAAAUCAGGUACGAGGCCCUCGAGACCCCAGGAUUCCUCCACGUGGAUGUCCUACCUACACAGGCCACUACCUUCACGCUGACUGGGCUGAAGCCUUCUACACGAUAUAGGAUCUGGCUGUUGGCCAGCAAUGCCCUGGGGGACAGUGGAUUGACGGACAAGGGGAUCCAGGUCUCCGUCACUACCCCAGGCCCCGACCAGGCUCCUGAAGACACAGACCACCAGCUGCCCACAGAGCUGCCUCCAGGACCCCCAAGGCUGCCCCUGCUGCCUGUGCUCUUUGCAGUUGGUGGUCUUCUGCUGCUCUCCAAUGCCUCCUGUGUUGGGGGUCUCCUCUGGCGGAGAAGACUGAGGCGCCUUGCUGAGGAGAUCUCAGAGAAGACAGAGGCAGGGUCGGAGGACAGGAUCAGGAAUGAAUAUGAGGAGAGUCAGUGGACUGGGGACCGGGACACGAGAAGCUCCACGGUUAGCACAGCAGAAGUGGACCCAAAUUACUACUCCAUGAGGGACUUCAGCCCCCAGCUUCCCCCAACACUGGAGGAGGUGCUGUAUCACCAAGGUGCUGAAGGCGAGGACAUGGCCUUCCCCGGACACCUGCAUGAUGAAGUGGAGAGAGCCUAUGGCCCGCCUGGGGCCUGGGGACCCCUCUAUGAUGAAGUACGAAUGGACCCCUAUGACCUUCGCUGGCCUGAGGUCCAGUGUGAGGAUCCGAGGGGAAUCUACGACCAGGUGGCAGCAGACAUGGAUGCUGUGGAAGCUAGCUCUCUGCCGUUUGAGCUGAGGGGACAUCUGGUGUGAGACGCUUCACAACACCCGUUUCCUACAGCCCUGGAGAAGAUGUGAGGGGAUGUGUUCAAGUGACAAGAGGACUCAGGCUGACAUCUGGGAUGACCAAGACUCCUUUAAUUGGAAUGGGCUUCUCUGAAGAGACAAAGUCAUUUGGAAACGACAUUUGGACAAUGGAAAUCCACUUUAGGGGGUCAUUAUACUUUUCAGAAGUAAAAUUUUUAGAUGUAGGAAAGACUCAUUAAAAAUCCUGUUCCAAGCCUGGGGAUGAGCCCAGUGGGAGUCCUGCCAUUACACACACACACACACACACACACACACACACACACACACACACACACAGAGCUGUACAUGCUGGCCCAUCACUGUCAUUCCAGCUCUGCAGGAAGCUGAGAGAGGAGAAGCACAAGAACAAAGUCACUGAAUAUUUAGAGGCUGGAAAGAUGGCUCAGAAGUUGAAGCUCUAACAGCAGUCACUGCUCUUGCAGAGGACCCGAGUUUGGUUCUCAGCACCCAAAUCAGGUAACCGACAAUGACAUCUGCAUCCCCAGGGAAUCUGAUGCUUCUUUCUUCUGAUCUCCAUGGGCAGAUGCACUUAUGUGCACAUACCCACACAUAGAAACACACAUAUACGCACAAUUAAAAAUAAAAUAAAUCCAACUGUAUGGUGACCCACACCUUUAAUCCUAGCACUUGAGAAGUAGAAGCAGGGGGAUUUCUAUAAGUUUGAGGCUUAUAACUUAGUGAGUUCUGAGAUCCAUAGUGAAACCCUGACUCAAAACAAAUAAUAAUUUUUAAAACGUCAGAAUUAAAAGGGGCGUGGCUCAGUGGUAAAGCCCCUGUCUAGAAUCCCCCAGUGAGGGACUGGGGGCGUGGCUCAGUGGUAGAGCCCCUGCCUAGAAUCCCCCAAUGAGGGAUUGGGGGCGUGGCUCAGUGGUAGAGCCCCUGCCUAGAAUCCCCCAGUGAGGGGCUGGGGGCGUGGCUCAGUGGUAAAGCUCUUGCCUGGCAUGCACAAGAAUCUGAAUUCUAUCCCUAGUAUCCAAAAGAACAAGACAAAGGCUCCAGUUUAUUUUAAGAUCAGUUACAUCUGAAAUAGUUAAUAUUAUUAAGCAAAAUUAUAGACCAUGUCAGAUCUUAGCUGUUUUUUGUUUUAUCUUCCACAGUUUGUGAAACAUAUAUGCACUGACACGCAAACAGGAACAGAUUGUAGCAAAGGGAUGAAGUUAUGAGAGAAUGAACACUUGCCAUUUUAUUUAUGGGCGUAGCUUAGGGACCAUGCACUGGUGUAUACUUAGAAUUAAAGGGUAUGGUAGCUUUAAUUCAUUUUCAAAAUUUAAAAAAAUGCACAUUUAUAGAGACAGAAAAGGGUAAGCUCAGACUCAAAUGUUGACACUGGAUGUGGUUAGCGCAGAAUGAAAAUUAAAAUUGAAGAGUUGAUGUAAUAAUAAAUGAUGACGUCACAGAAGCAAGAACGUGAUUGGCGGCUAGGACUUAGGGGCUGUGGAAUUCUAGAUGUCACACUUUGGAAAAUAAUCUACAUCACACUUAUUUGCGCGUGUGUGCGUGUGUGUGUGUCCACACGCAUGUGCGAUGUGUGCAUGCUUAUGCGCCUGACAGUGUACGCCACACAAAAUAAAUAAAAUGUAAACAUUA
Rattus norvegicus (Norway rat) is the source of this 5803-nucleotide messenger RNA. It is a transcript of the gene Nphs1, whose product is annotated as NPHS1 adhesion molecule, nephrin. Gene Ontology annotation, cellular component: plasma membrane. The record is from RefSeq and is marked provisional. NCBI's taxonomy places the organism in Eukaryota, Metazoa, Chordata, Mammalia, Rodentia, Muridae.